AUGGACAUGGGCGAAGCGCUGGUGGCCACCAUCCGGCGAGCCGAUGAGGCAGACGCGCUCAACAUGUGCGUCAAGCCCAAGUCCGCGUCAGUGAUCCUCCUGAGCCAGAUUCUCACAGAAUCAGGCGUCGGCCGGGAGAGCACGCCGCCGGUGCCGAGGUCCGCUCUUGUGUCUGAGAGAUUCGUGAGGAGCACGGCGCUGGUCUUAGAGGCCGAACAGGUCGAGGUGAGGGUGGCCGCAAUGAGGAUCCUGAUGCGAUGCAUCGCGGAAGACGGCCACUGCCGGAGCAGCAUCGUGGAGAAGCUGGCGGUGGGCGCCGUCCUAGACGCCUUCCACGUCGUCGGCGACGCCGACAAGUUCGAAAUCGUGCGGUUCCUCUCCGAGCUUCUGAAGCUGAAAAAGCGAUCGGCCGCGGAACGUGUGCUUCGGGCGAUCAAAGAGGGGAGCUCCUUCAGCAUGAUGCACACGCUCCUCGUGUAUCUGCAGUCCACCACGCCGGAGCAGAGCCCCGUCGUCGCCGGACUUCUUCUUCAGCUCGAUCUCUUGGUGGAGCCGAGGAAGAUAAGCAUGUACCGCGAGGAGGCGAUGGACAGCCUCGUGCAGUGCCUCAAGAACUCGGAUUUUCCGAGGAGCCAGCUCCUCGCCGCCGAGACCAUCAUGAACUUCCCCGGAAAGUUCUCGUCGUCCGGGCGGCCGCUCGCCCGGUCCGCCCUGCUGAAGCUCGCAAGGGUGAAGGAGAGGUAUCGGCAGUCGCAGGAGCUGAGCGUCGUUCGUGGCACCGACGGCGCCGAGGACGACGCGGCCGGGGAAGAGAAGGCGGCGUCGGAGUGGGAGAGGAAGACGGCGUACGCGCUGGUGAGCCACGAGUUCGGGCUGGUGCUGGAGGCCCUGUCCGAGUGCCUGGAGAGCAAGAACGCGGAGCUGUUCGCGGCGAGCCUCGUGUGCGCGGCAUGGCUCGUCCACAUGCUCUCCCUCCUCCCGGACACCGGCGUGCUCGGCGCCGCGCGUGUCUGCCUGCUCCGGCAGCUCGUGCUCGUCCUCAGGUCCGCCAAGCACGGCAGCGACCGCGCCCUCGCCAUGGUGGCGCUGAGGAGCUUCAUGAACGACCGUGAGGGCAUGCAAGACAUCACGACGUACAUCAAGGACGUGCUGAGGACAUUGAGGGAGCUCAAGAAAUCGUCCGGCCUCGCGUUCGAGAUGCUGAAGCUGCUGUCAGAUGGUCAGGAGUCUAGCAUCGACAUGUGGAACCACAAGGAGCUUAACAAUGCCGAUUGCAGCUCGAACGGCGAGGUCACGUCGAUCGUUUACUACAAGAGCUACAUCUUCUCCGGGCACUCCGAUGGAACACUAAAGGUUGCGCUUCCAAAAUGUCCAUGA
Molecule: messenger RNA, 1377 nt
Organism: Triticum turgidum subsp. durum (durum wheat)
Lineage: Eukaryota; Viridiplantae; Streptophyta; Magnoliopsida; Poales; Poaceae
Source: the annotation of a GenBank genome assembly